Messenger RNA from Cuculus canorus (common cuckoo), 459 nucleotides. It is a transcript of the gene CKS1B, whose product is annotated as CDC28 protein kinase regulatory subunit 1B. The transcript is spliced from 3 exons. Bases 75 to 314 code for a protein of 79 amino acids. Gene Ontology annotation, molecular function: ubiquitin binding; cyclin-dependent protein serine/threonine kinase activator activity; protein kinase binding. Lineage: Eukaryota; Metazoa; Chordata; Aves; Cuculiformes; Cuculidae. The record is from RefSeq and is a predicted model, not a curated record. Gene Ontology annotation, biological process: regulation of mitotic cell cycle. Gene Ontology annotation, cellular component: SCF ubiquitin ligase complex; cyclin-dependent protein kinase holoenzyme complex.
AAAGCGCGCCGGGGGGCGGGGGGGGGGCGGUAACGGUGCGGUGGGCGCGGGGGCCGGGAGCGGGGCGGGGCGGCAUGGCGCACAAGCAGAUCUACUACUCGGAUAAGUACGAUGAUGAGGAGUUCGAGUACCGGCACGUGGUGUUGCCGAAGGAGCUGGCGCGGCUGGUGCCGAGGACCCACCUGCUGUCGGAGUCGGAAUGGCGGAAUCUCGGGGUGCAGCAGAGCCAGGGCUGGGUGCACUACAUGGUCCACGAGCCAGAGCCUCACAUCCUGCUCUUCCGCCGUCCGCUGCCCAAGAAACCGGAGAAGUGAGUGGCCUCUGGAACAACGGAACCUCCAGGACAGCACCUUCCACCGUUUCCUCCUGCCUGGUGUUCCCGGGAGGGUCCCCGGUGCCGGGAGGCUCUUCCUGAAUGCCGAAGCUUCAAUAAAAGGAUGUUUGUGAGUUGCUGGUUGC